AUAGUUACAUGUGUAUCGGUUCUAUCUUAACUUGCAAAACAAUGUGAAACGUUUUCUAAAGCAAAGCUGUAUUUUAAAAAAAGGACACUAUAGUCGAUUGCGUAUUUCACCGUAAUCGUUUAUCGAAAGCGCUUCAGUUAUCUGAGUUUAUCCCUCGAGUCGAACUCGCUGCAAAAAUGUCAAAGAUAUUUACGCCGACGAAUCAAAUAAGGUUAACGAAUGUAGCCGUUGUUCGCAUGAAGAAGGCUGGCAAGCGAUUCGAAAUUGCAUGCUACAAGAAUAAAGUAGUGUCUUGGAGAAACAAAUUAGAGAAGGAUAUUGACGAAGUACUGCAAACACAUACAAUAUUCACCAAUGUAUCAAAGGGUCAAGUGGCGAAGAAGGAAGAUCUCAUGAAAGCUUUCGAAACUGAAGAUCAGACUGAAAUCUGUAAACAAAUCCUUGCCAAAGGCGAACUUCAAGUUUCUGAUAAAGAGAGACACUUGGCAUUAGAAUCCAUGUUCAAAGACAUCGCUACGACAGUCGCCAGUAAGUGUAUAAAUCCGGAGACUAAACGUCCAUAUCCAGUUACCAUGAUUGAAAACGCCAUGAGAGACGAAAUACACUUUUCUGUCAAACCUAAUCGAAACGCCAAGCAACAGGCACUGGAUGUUAUCUCACAAUUGAAAGAGGUGAUGCCUUUGGAACGUGUUCAAAUGAGGCUCAAAAUUGUUAUUCCAGAAAAAGAAGCUAGGAAAUUGAAGGAUAAAGUUGUUAAAUUUGCAACUAAAAUGGAAACGGAAGAGUGGGAUAAUGGAUCGUUAACAAUAAUUUGCUUAAUUGAUCCAGGUCAAUAUAGAGGAAUAGAUGAAUUAAUACGAUCAGAAACAAAAGGCACUGCUUUAUUGGAAUUAGUUAAUUUAAAUGAAGUAGUCGAAGGAGAAGAACUCUUAACAUAA
This is a messenger RNA of Atta colombica, 938 nucleotides long. It is a transcript of the gene Sbds, whose product is annotated as ribosome maturation protein SBDS. Bases 177 to 938 code for a protein of 253 amino acids. The transcript has 2 exons. The record is from RefSeq and is a predicted model, not a curated record. Gene Ontology annotation, biological process: cytosolic ribosome assembly; ribosome biogenesis. NCBI's taxonomy places the organism in Eukaryota, Metazoa, Arthropoda, Insecta, Hymenoptera, Formicidae.